UGCAAAGAACCAUUUGUAUUAAUUUGAGAGGAUACCAUCAUUAUGAAAUGUCCUUUUCAUUACCAAACAACCGCAUCCCCAGGCCUGAAGAAUACUGCGAAUCCUUGGGGCAUGAGAUACUCCUUUACUCUGGGAUUUUCUAGGCCACAAUAUACACACUCGAAGAGGGAGAGAGAGGGAGUUUGUAUUGCUAGCUAUAAAAAUGAUGCCAGCACCUAGUUUCUCUUGCCGUGGGCAAUUGAUUGGCAUCACAGCUAGCUAGUUUGACACAUGGAGAGGGAGAGAAUGGGUUCGGCGGCCUUGAAGCCCUCAAAACAUAAGCCUCAUGCGGUUUGCAUCCCAUACCCAGCCCAAGGCCACAUCAACCCCAUGCUACAACUAGCCAAGCUCCUCCACCACUCAGGCUUUCAUGUCACCUUCGUUAACACAGAGUUCAACCACGCGCGCCUCCUCAAAUCUCGUGCUCCUCACCCGCCCAGCGCCGUCUCCUCCUUCUGCUUCAGGACCAUUCCCGACGGCCUCCCGCCGACCGACGCCGACAGCACCCAAGACAUCGCUUCCCUCUCCGACUCCACCAGCAAGAACUGCCUGGCUCCUUUCAGAGCCCUUCUAUCGGAGCUCAAUGGUUCCUCGUCGGCCGACGUCCCUCCGGUGACUUGCAUAGUUUCGGAUGGAGCCAUGAGCUUCACCCUGACGGCGGCCGAGGAACUGGGCAUCCCUGAAGUCCUGUUCUGGACAGCCAGUGCUUGUGGAUUCAUGGGCUACGCCCACUACUCCCUUCUUCGAGAAAAGGGCUUCCUACCCCUCAAAGAUAUAAGUUAUUUAACAGAUGGAUAUUUAGACACUAUAAUAGACUCGAUACCUGGCAUGAAAGGUGUACGUCUGAGAGAUAUCCCCAGCUUCAUUAUAACCACAAAUCCUGAUGACGUUAUGGUGAAUUUCAUAAUGAAUGAAAUCGAAAGAGCUCAAAAAGCUUCUGCAAUCAUUCUGAACACAUUCGAUGCCUUGGAGCACAAUGUUUUGAAUGCUCUUUCAUCUAUGUUUCCUCCAGUUUGUGCCAUUGGGCCUCUCCAAUUGCAAUUUACUCAAAUUUCUGAUAAUAAACUGAACUUCAUAGGAUCAAAUCUGUGGAAAGAAGAUCGAAGCUGCCUAGAGUGGCUCGAUUCAAGAGAAGCUAGUUCUGUCGUAUACGUGAACUUUGGAAGUAUCACAAUCAUGACUAACAAUCAGUUGAUGGAGUUUGCGCGGGGACUUGCAAAUAGUAAUCAAAGCUUUCUCUGGAUUAUCCGACCUAAUCUUGUUGAUGGCGACCUUGCUAUUAUUCCACCAGAGUUCUUUGCUAAGACAAAAGAAAGGAGUUUCAUAGCAAGUUGGUGCCCUCAAGAACAAGUCCUCCACCACCCAGCGGUGGGGGGGUUCUUAACGCACUGUGGGUGGAACUCAGUUAUAGAAAGUAUGUGUGGCGGAGUGCCCAUGAUCUGCUGGCCCUUCUUUGCUGAACAACCAACAAAUUGUAGAUUUUGCUGCACAGAAUGGGGCAUCGGUAUGGAAAUUUGCAAUGAUGUUAAGAGGGAUGAGGUUGAAAGACUUGUGAGGGAGUUAAUGGAAGGGGAGAGGGGCAAAGAGAUGAAGAAGAAAACUAUGGAAUGGAAAGAGAAAGCUGAAGAGGCAACAAGGAGAUUAAGUGGGUCUUCCUUCUUGAAUUUAGAGAGAAUAAUUAAAAGUUUCCUCCUCCCUAGGGAUUCUUCUUAAUUUAAAUGAUCAUUCUUGUAUAUCAAUGAAAGUCUAUAUCUUUCAUUUUUAUUUUGUUGCUUAUGAAUAAAAUUCUUCUUUAAUUCC
Messenger RNA from Malania oleifera, 1839 nucleotides. RefSeq names its product 7-deoxyloganetin glucosyltransferase-like. The record is from RefSeq and is a predicted model, not a curated record. Gene Ontology annotation, molecular function: UDP-glycosyltransferase activity. The transcript is spliced from 2 exons. Bases 271 to 1752 code for a protein of 493 amino acids. NCBI's taxonomy places the organism in Eukaryota, Viridiplantae, Streptophyta, Magnoliopsida, Santalales, Ximeniaceae.